UCCGCUUUUCUAGAAGUGAGCUUGGGCUGCCUGUGCUAACGUCGAACGCAUGAUGAAUCGACAUUAUUAACCUCAGUAAAAAGGCUUGUCCUAUUCCGCGAAGUCUUUUAUUUCACGUUAAGAAACAACGAGAAGGUGAAAAUAUCAUGCUAUCCCCAACAGAUGCACUGGUAAAUGACAUUUGGAUUUUUCCACUAGCUGUUGUUACUCUCGGUCUUCCCUGGCCCUCAGCCCGUCAGUUCUUUCAGCCGGUCACGGAUGCAUUGUGGGAGAAUCAUGUUGUUGCUAAGCAAUCCUUUUGUUGCUUGAGAAGCGACCUGGUUACAUAGCUUCAAGAUGGCGGCAAAACAUACACAGUUCUCGUGAAACAUAGAUCAAUUACACGUACUGAUUAUCAGAAGAAAAAAUCAACGAACAUUAUCUUUGAUACUAGAUUUAGUAGAAUGGAUCCUCGAAUACAAGCUAUUUUGGCGAAAUACGAAAAUGAAGAGAACGAAGAAGCAGAAAAACAUGUUGACAAACCAACGACCCCUGAGCCGCCGAAAACACUUGAGCAGUGGUUGGAAAGAAGGCCGGCUGGUUCAGAACGAUGGCCUGAUGAUGUGGAUAGUGGAAAGAAGUCUGAAAUAUCCGUUGCUUCUGUUGGAUUAGGGAGUUUGGAAGAAAUAAUGGAGGAUUUGGGACGCCAUGCCUUUUUGGACAUUAGUUUGAUUGAUAAGGUAAGCAAUGAAGUUGAAGAAUUAGAAAAAAAGCUUGCUAUUUAUGCAAGUCAGGUUUUGACAGACAAGGAGAGACCCAGGAGUAAAGCCGAGACAAUGAGCCCAGCAACAAUGAAAGCAUUACAAACAAGCGCAGAUAUUCCUGCAGAAGUUAUUAACAAAAAGGAAAAGGUUGUACCUAUGUUCACAUCUUACCCUGGAUUUUUUCCAACUGAAGUAACACCAUUGCCAGGCCAACUGGAAGCACCUCAGCUGUUAAACAGGGUUACAAAGUCUCAGCAGUUCCCUUCAAUUCUCAGGAAGAGAUGGAAGAAAAUGUUUUUGUCAGAAGGAUCUGUGACUUUGUUGCAGGAUACUUUCUGGUGGUUCUUUUUGGAAAAGUUCCAGCCUGAUUGCAAGAAAGCUCAAGAUGGAUUGUUUAACAGAAUUGCUGACAGUUUUGUUGCUUUGUUUUUUGGUGUUAGUCCUGAUUUCAAGGACAAAUUCUUCCAGUAUUUUCCGGACUGCCUGGCUCAAGCUGUUUACGCAUCAUACUGUGAGGUUUUCCCAAGAUCUUAUCAGUUGUUUGAUGAUGACUUUAAAAGUUUCCUACUGAACACCAUCUCAGAGUGGGUGACAGGUACAAGGCCUCCACCUUACUCGUGGAAGAAAUGGAACUUAAAACUUUUGGAGCCUGGCAAUAUUCGCGAACUACAAGAUGACAGGACCCAGUCACUUAAAGCUAACAUGUCGUUUGAUCUGGACUUAUACUUGGAUGAUUUGGACACUGUCCCUGCCAGUAAGGAGAAAGCUGGAACACACACUGCUCCCUACUCGCCCUCCAGAAUGGGACUGACAAUCAUUCCAACAUUCGAUAGCGCAGAUUCACACGAGGUCGGCCCAGGCCCCGAGUUUGAGCGCGUCGGUUUUAAUCUUUUGGGCAGGAGUCCUUUGGUGUCACAUUUCCUGCGGAUGAAAGAACUGACAGGAAAAGAAGAGCUACCUGUUCAGGCUGUAGGACGCACUGAAGUCGCCAAAUUACCAGCUCCAGCGCCUACCUACAAACAAGUUAUAAGAGAUUGCAAAAAGACGACAAAAACGUUGAGUAAUCAUUAUCAAAGAGUCCUAGAAACAUCUGAGCAAGAGAGCUUGAAAAUCCAGAAACAGAAGCGAGCUGCACUAGCCAAGCUUGAACGCUUAAAGAAUGAUCUUGUUCUGAAAAAUCAAGAUAUUAAGAUGAUCAGCGACCGACUUCUCGACUUAAUGGCGCAGCCGGACCAUGCCACAGCCGGGUUUCCCAAAAGUGCCUUGGAACAAUCAUCCGAUGAAGACACCUGACAACCUGCUUGCUGUAACUUGUAACAAUGAGUUUACUUCAAGAAUUGUGAAGGGUAUUCUUUUGAUAACUAGCAAUAUUUUUUUUGGCCAGAGUUGUUGCGUGGUUAAAAUCGUCUUGAGGAUGUAAAAUGCGCUUUUACUUGUUUUCUUUUAUACCAAACGCCUGUUCUUGGCAUGUACAGCGUUCCGCUAAAUAAAUAAUGUAAUUUUUGAAGACUUUUAUAAACAAUGUAGAAACAUUAUGUUCGAUUACAUAUUUAAAACUGAACUGAUUUUGAAAUAAAUUUUCUCUUGCAAAGAAUUCAAUUCGACUGUGCAUCAUGCACAAGUCGAAGGAUUAGAAAAUCUGUUGAAACUUACAGAGGUAUAGAUGCUGAUCCCAGAGUCCCCGUAACGCCUGUGAGUUUAAUGAUUUGUAAGUGAUAGCUACAUACAUAGAUGAUUAGAGGAAAUACCAACAAUCCAUCACGUUGUAGAUAGAGCCCCGUGGUGACGUUUGACCGGUUGAUGUCUUCACGACCGACUGACAUGCCCGAACAUAAUCCAAUGAAGUGCUAUUGCCAAAUUUUCGAUGAUGAAAUCUUGCUAAGUGGGUCUCAAUUCUCAAUGGGGUGAUUUCAGAGCUAACGGUUAAUUUCUUUCUAUUGCGAUUAAAAGUAAAAAAACGGUUAAUUUGUUUUGCCGUUUUACGGCUAAUGGUUAACCCCAAUAUGACUCUUAGCCAGCAGUGAAAGAUAACAAUCAGUGAAAAUAUCAACACAUGCUUUUAAGUAUUUGAAAAUGGUGUUUUUGUGAGCCCAUCUGGAAAAAAAGUUUCCCUCUGACUUUGUCGUUAUAAAUUUUUGUCGCAAAGGAACUUUUCACAAUAUAUAUACUUAUAAACAGUGAAAGGCAGGUCAAAGUUUUGUCUAAACCCGACAUAAACACGAAAAAACA
Messenger RNA from Stylophora pistillata, 2972 nucleotides. Its product is annotated as protein FAM227B. Lineage: Eukaryota; Metazoa; Cnidaria; Anthozoa; Scleractinia; Pocilloporidae. The record is from RefSeq and is a predicted model, not a curated record.